CGUAAGCUUAGUUUCCGCCAUGUUUGAUUGGAGGCUCCAAUUCACAACCCAAAUGAACUUCACGUCAGUGUGUCAGUGUUACGGAUUAGUAUCGUCGGUAGCCGCCAUCUCAACCUUCCACCACCUAGGCAGGCCUACCACUACUCCAGGCCAAGUAGAUCGCUUUGCUUCUCCUAUACGAAAUAAACUACGAGACCAACCAGCCAAUUGAGGCAACACUUCUCUCCGAACGUUCGCAAUGGUGCAUCGAGUCCUUUUCUGGUCAGGCUUCGGCCUUGCCGUCCGCUUCUGGCAACUCGGUCUCGAGAUGCGACCUUUCUUCAACAGGGGUUCCCUAUGGGCUUACCCGGUCUUUGCCGGAGUCGGCGCAAGCUUUGGAUACUGGUUACAGGGCGUUGACGAGAGGCAAUCGGCAAUCUUGGAGGCGCGGAAACAGUCUAUUCUAGAGAAGAGAGCACGGAAAGCUGCUAGGGAUGCGGCGGCAACCGCGUGAAGAAGUACCCUAUCUCGCAAUCUCGGUUCAAUGUACAUAUAGAGGCUACGGAAUAAAGGGUCAACAAUCAAGAGCAAACUAACAUGUUCUUCACUUAAGAAUGCAGCACGAUAAUUCAUGUGUUUAACGAUC
Messenger RNA from Daldinia vernicosa, 625 nucleotides. RefSeq lists its product as uncharacterized. The coding region runs from base 239 to 493 and encodes 84 amino acids. The transcript has 2 exons. Lineage: Eukaryota; Fungi; Ascomycota; Sordariomycetes; Xylariales; Hypoxylaceae. The record is from RefSeq and is a predicted model, not a curated record.